AGAUCCUCAUCUAUCAUCCUUCAAUCAAAAUAUAUAUAAGUAGUGAUCUAGACGCUCUUAUAUUUCAAAGAAAACUGGCAACCGGCCAUCAUGAAGACCUCGUUCAUCCUCGCUCUCCUCACCCUCACAGAGACCAACACUGUUGCGCAGCUGGACACUACCUGUAGCCAGGGCUCCGGACAAUCUCAGCAGCAACAACAACCAUGGCAACAAUGGCGGCAACAGAUGGACCCAUCCGUGGAAUUCUUGCGGGGCCAGUGCAACACAAUGACAUUGCCAUUUGUCCAGUCACGUAUGUGGCAACUUAGCAGCUGCCAUAUAAUGCGACACCAGUGCUGCCAGCAGCUAGCACAUAUCCCGGAGCAGUUCAGGUGCCAGACCAUCCACAUCGUUUCUCAAGCUAUCACGCGGCCGCAGCCGCAGCCGCAGCCCCAAGCUCCGCUUGAGAUAAUGAAGAUGUCGCUUCAGACCUUGCCGUCGAUGUGCAACGUGUAUGUCCCGGCAUACUGCAAUCGCCAUGACAUCCCUAUGGCCAGAUGUAGCGGUGGACGGUUUUGUCAAUCAAUGUAGUGGUAGGAAAAAUAAAAGUGCCUAGCAUGAUCGCGUGGCCAUGAGCAAAAAUAGGAGUGACAGUGCUCGUCGAUUGAUGCAUCCGAGCUGAGGAGUACUUUUCUUAGUGGAGCCUAUGAGCUUUUUUUUU
Hordeum vulgare subsp. vulgare (domesticated barley) is the source of this 700-nucleotide messenger RNA. Its product is annotated as avenin-like b3. The record is from RefSeq and is a predicted model, not a curated record. NCBI's taxonomy places the organism in Eukaryota, Viridiplantae, Streptophyta, Magnoliopsida, Poales, Poaceae. Bases 91 to 570 code for a protein of 159 amino acids. The transcript has a single exon. Gene Ontology annotation, molecular function: nutrient reservoir activity.